CUUAUCUCUGAAAAAUAAAAUUUAAUUUUUGAGCAAAUAGUUUGUCAACUGAGAAUUUUUCUGGAAAAAAAAGGAAUAUUUUACAAUGUGCUGAUAUUUAUUUAAAAAAAAAAAUAAAUUCUUCGUCGAAAUUUUAAUAAAAGAAAAAAAUAAAAGUUAUGAAAGAAUCGCGACAUCCCGAAAAUCUUUAUAAAAAUAAUAAAUUAACUUUUAUUGGAGAGAAUAAACGGAAAAAGACUAGAGAAAAUAAAAAUAAUAAUAAAAGUUUAAAAAAUAUCACAGAUAGUGGAAGCUUAAAUUACAAAAGAAAUAAUUUAAAUUUUGGUGAAUUUGAUACUUGAAUUAUUUUUUUUUUAAAUUUUAAUAAAAAAAAAGUGUCAUCACUGACGUGCUCCAUAUAACGUCCAGUCCUCCGGAGAAACGGAAAAAGUCUUUAACGAAGAAGGAAAAGGAGAAAAUGGUCGCUCACUCAUUACCAACCGCGAAUAUUGACUACAACGAUCCCGUACGGAAGCAGCUGAUUCAGGAGAAACGUGACCAUGCAAAGCAGCAAAAGUAUGACUACUCGCACGUUUUCAGUCCCAAAUCCCGCUUUGACCUGAUACGACUCUCAGCGAUCAUAAUGGCAAUUGAGUUCGCAUAUGCCGCUGAAACUGCAUUUGUUAGUCCAAUUUUGCUUGAAAUCGGGAUUGAUCACUCAAAGAUGACGAUGAUAUGGGGAAUUUCACCUUUUGUAGCAUUUUUCGUGUCACCUCUCAUGGGAACGAUUUCCGACAAGUGUCGUUCGUCUCUUGGAAGAAGAAGACCUUUCAUUUUGCUCUUGUCCAUUGGAAUCAUCUUGGGCUUACUUUUAGUUCCUUAUGGCAAGCCUCUGGGAAUUUUACUUGGUGACUAUGGCGACGAAAAGGAGGAUUACAUGAACACGACACGAUCUCUGGACAAUUUUAACGUCGAAGAAAAAAUAUUCCCGGAAGGAAGUGUUUACGAUAGUUACAAAUGGGCCGUGAUGUUUACCGUUAUUGGCACCAUUUUGCUCGAUUUUGACUGCGAUAAUUGCUUGACGCCCGCAAGAGCGUAUCUGCUCGACGUCAGUUUGCCAGAAAAUCACGCAAAAGCUUUGAGCACGUCGACAAUGAUGGCUGGUGCCGGUGGUUGUUUCGGAUAUUUGCUCGGAGGAGUGAAUUGGGAAGCAACUUUCAUUGGAGUCUUUUUUGGCGGGAACAUAAAAACAGUUUUUGCGCUCGUUACAAUAAUUUUUCUCGUUGGAAUGACCAUCACGGUGACGAGUUUUCGUGAAAUUCCGUUGCCAUUGAUGGAAAAAGAUGAAUUAUUGCGACCAAUUACUCAAGUUGCCAUCACAAAAGCGAAGGAUAAGGUCUUAAGAGACGCUAAACAAGGAAAAUCAACAGAAGUAGUUUUGUCGGUCUCUGAUUUGAACGGAAAAAAAUCAGAAAAUCACGAAGCGGGAAUUUCUGGUGAAAUAGACGAAGAAAAUGACGUCACGUUCGGACAAUAUCUCAAAAGUAUCGUCGUGAUGCCGAAAUCUUUGAGACUUUUGUGUUUAACGAAUUUUUUGUCGUGGAUGAGCCAUUGUUGUUAUUGUCUCUAUUUCACGGAUUUCGUUGGAGAAGCCGUUUUUAAUGGAGAUCCCACAGCAGAAAAGGGAUCGCAAGGACAUCAACUUUACGAAGAUGGGAUUCGAUUUGGAUGUUACGGACUUGCAAUUUAUGCUGCAGCUUGUUGCUUCUACUCAAUGACGAUCGAAACCCUGAUAUCAAAACUUGGCGCAAAAAUUGUCUAUGUUGGAGGAUUGACAACGUUCGGAGUUGGAAUGUUGCUUCUCGGAGUUUUUCCUACAAAGAACCUUUGUCUCAUCUUGAGCAUCACCGGAGGAGUUAUUUAUGCCACGUUAUUUACUUUCCCAUUUUUGCUCGUUGCUCGGUAUCAUGAAAAAGGAUCGUUCAAAGUACGCAAAGGCCAAGAAGUACCAUCGGAAGGAAAACGUGGCUUGGGUACCGAUAUCGCCAUCGUCGGCAGCAUGCUUUUUGUCGGACAAUUCACUGUCUCCCUAACUGUCGGCUAUUUCGUUACAUUCCUCGGAUCGACAACAGCUAUCAUGUACGCUGCCAGUGGAUUUGCCUUUUUGGCUGCGAUAUCAGCUUUGAAAAUUGUCUACAUGGGACUCUAAAUAUUUAUUAAUUAUUAUUCGUAGUUGUGAUGAAUUUUUGUAAUCUCCAAGAAAGAUUUAAGUUUAAAUUUUAUUGUUAUAAAAAAAAUAAAUAAACAAAAAAAAAUAUUUUACGC
Molecule: messenger RNA, 2304 nt
Organism: Culicoides brevitarsis
Lineage: Eukaryota; Metazoa; Arthropoda; Insecta; Diptera; Ceratopogonidae
Product: proton-associated sugar transporter A-like
Exons: 6
Coding region: 458-2188 (576 amino acids)
Cellular component (GO): membrane
Molecular function (GO): sucrose:proton symporter activity
Source: RefSeq, a predicted model, not a curated record